AUGUCCUCUGCAUUCGUCGCUCCAAGCCAGCAGCGCUACCUACGCGCCUGCAUGGUAUGCUCCAUCGUUCAGACCUACGCACGCUUCCGUGAUGAGGGAUGCCCCAACUGCGAAGAGUUCCUCCACCUCCAAGGCUCCCAGGACCAGAUCGAGGGCUGCACGUCCCAGGUGUUCGAGGGGGUCAUCACCCUCGCCGACCCGUCCAAGAGCUGGGUGGCCAAGUGGCAGCGUCUGGACAAUUACAUCCCGGGCAUGUACGCCAUCAAGGUCUCUGGUCAGUUGCCUGAUGAGGUGCGGUCCACCAUCGAGGAGGAGUAUAGGAUACAGUAUAUCCCGAGAGAUGGAAGUGAGGCCGAGGUGGAUCAGUAA
Geosmithia morbida is the source of this 369-nucleotide messenger RNA. Its product is annotated as transcription elongation factor SPT4. Gene Ontology annotation, cellular component: nucleus; DSIF complex. NCBI's taxonomy places the organism in Eukaryota, Fungi, Ascomycota, Sordariomycetes, Hypocreales, Bionectriaceae. The record is from RefSeq and is a predicted model, not a curated record. Gene Ontology annotation, molecular function: zinc ion binding; RNA polymerase II complex binding. Gene Ontology annotation, biological process: chromatin organization; mRNA processing; regulation of transcription elongation by RNA polymerase II. The transcript is spliced from 3 exons. The coding region runs from base 1 to 369 and encodes 122 amino acids.